Molecule: messenger RNA, 2373 nt
Organism: Pogoniulus pusillus (Red-fronted tinkerbird)
Lineage: Eukaryota; Metazoa; Chordata; Aves; Piciformes; Lybiidae
Gene: TFAP4
Product: transcription factor AP-4
Exons: 8
Coding region: 229-1266 (345 amino acids)
Biological process (GO): regulation of transcription by RNA polymerase II
Cellular component (GO): nucleus
Molecular function (GO): RNA polymerase II cis-regulatory region sequence-specific DNA binding; protein dimerization activity; DNA-binding transcription factor activity, RNA polymerase II-specific
Source: RefSeq, a predicted model, not a curated record
UGGCUGUGCUGCCACUGCCCACCAGUGUGAACCACAGCAUGAGUUGUGGGUAGAAUAAGGCAUCUGCCAUGGGCCUGCCAAGCCUCCUCCUCAGGCCAGAUCUGACAUCCCUGUGAAUUUGUUUCCCUCGAGGUCUGGGUGGCUGUGAGGUCCCCACUGGACCAUGCUUGGAGCUGAUGCUCCACUGAGGCAGGAAGGACCAGAUUCUACUUAUCUAACUCAAAUCUUAUGGCACCAGCACUUCAGGGGUUUCUUCCUGUGACAGGGCUCUGGAAGAGCAGCUGGGGCAGGUUGCAGGAGGUCUGCCGGCGAGGAAGCAGCCUCUUCCUCUUUCCCUGCUUGGCCAACAUCCCAUUGACUCCUGAGACUCAACGGGACCAGGAGCGGCGAAUACGGAGGGAAAUUGCCAACAGCAACGAGAGACGGCGGAUGCAGAGCAUCAAUGCUGGCUUCCAGUCUCUGAAAACCCUCAUCCCACACACGGAUGGGGAGAAGCUCAGCAAGGCAGCCAUCCUCCAGCAGACGGCUGAGUACAUCUUCUCCCUGGAGCAGGAGAAGACUCGGCUACUGCAACAGAACACUCAGCUCAAGCGGUUCAUCCAGGAGUUCAGCGGCUCCUCCCCAAAACGGCGACGAGCAGAGGACAAGGAUGAGGGGAUUGGCUCGCCGGACAUCUGGGAGGACGAGAAGGCUGAGGAUCUGCGCCGGGAGAUGAUCGAGCUCCGACAGCAGCUGGACAAGGAGCGCUCGGUCCGCAUGAUGCUGGAGGAGCAGGUUCGCUCUCUGGAGGCCCACAUGUACCCUGAGAAGCUGAAGGUCAUUGCUCAGCAAGUGCAGCUCCAGCAGCAGCAGGAGCAGGUGAGGUUGCUGCACCAGGAGAAGCUAGAGCGUGAGCAGCAGAUCCGAACCCAGCUCCUGCCAUCACAUGCUCCCCCAGCACCCACCCACCACCCCACCGUGAUCGUUCCAGCGCCGCCUCCCUCCCAUCACGUCACCGUGGUCACCAUGGGCCCGUCCUCAGUCAUCAACACAGUCUCCACGUCCCGGCAAAACCUGGACACCAUCGUUCAGGCGAUCCAACACAUCGAGGGGACGCAGGAGAAGCAGCUGCAGGAAGAGGAGCAGAGACGUGCGGUCAUCGUGACGCCUGCGCGGGCCUGCCCCGAGCCCUCCGCCUCCGACACCGCCUCCGACACCGAGGGCAACGACAGUGACUCCAUGGACCAGAGCAAAGAAGAGCCCUCGGGGGACAGGGAGCUGCCCUGACACCCCCCGGCCAGCAGCUGGGGCGGGGAGCAGGGUGGGGGGAGGGAGGGAAACGUCAGAGAAUAUGCUGAAAUUUUUACAAAAUACAACGCGAUUUGGGUCUCUUUUAUGACCUUUCUCCAAUACUGUAAAGCAGAGCGCCAGAAGCAGGCAAAGGUCACCCUUCAGCUCUCAAGGGGGGGGGCGGGGCACAGCAGGGUGGUGUUAGGGGUGGGGGAGUCCCCCAUCUCAUCAGCACCCCCCGCUAACCCACGGGGAGUCCUGCCAGGCCAGCAGCAGCCCCCAUACUCCCGAUGGCAGCCCCCUAGGACAGGGCCUUCAGUUGGGAUCUUAAUUUGUCUUUUCCUCCUCUUUUGUGUUGUUUUGUUGUUUUGUUUUAAUUAAAUGUUGGGGUUUAAGCAGGGGGCAGACACCAAGUGACAUGGCAGCAGAGGUGGGACAGGGACCCCCACCCUUGGGGUAUAACCAGCCCCACCACAGCUCCCACAGCCUUUGUGGGGCAGGGAAAAAAACCUUUGCAGAGUCCGAAUCCUGGGAUUAUGCCACCGGAGCACGGCAGGGGGGUUGGCACAUGCCACCCGCCCUGGCAUUUUCACCACCCACCUCUUCAGCAUGGGGAUGGUGUUUUGGGGACUGAUUUUUACACCCCUGUCUCCCCCGUCCCAUUUUCCCCCUCCUCCUCCUUUAAGCACUUAAUCCGGUUCGCAGGGUCCGUCAACUCCAAAGAGCUUUUCCUGAUUGUGUCGCUUGGGUCUGGCCCGGGGUGGGUGGGGUGGGGUGGGGUGUGGGGGGUCCCAUUCUGUGUGCGCGCCCCCCCCUCCCCCCACACCCACCUCCUCACCUCUCCCCUGCUGCCCCCCACCCGGCUGUAGGGUUUUAGGCCAGUGGUGUGUAGAGCCUGGGUGGUACUGGGUAGGUUCCCCGCCUCCAGCCGCAGCUGUUUCUCGGUUCCUUUCCCUUUAUUUCGUUUUGUAUUUUUUUUACGAUUUUCAGGUCUUUGUGUUGAUUGAGAAGCUAUUCUAUUUUGUUAAGAAAGUGGAAAAAAAAAAAAAGAGGCUCGUGCCUUUGUAAAGAAACAAAAUAAAGUUUGUACUUGGUUUUUUAGAA